AUGGAAUUAAUGAAAGCAGAUGAAGUAAAGUUGGAUCAAGAACUCUGGCUUAUUCAAAUCAAGCAAGGCCUGCAAUUUCAUGACGAGCAAGAAGAAGAAAACGACAUUUGUGUAUCCGUCUUCAGUGUUCCCAACGAGCUGUUGGCAGUGAAGCCAGAAGCAUAUACUCCGCAGUGCGUCUCCAUUGGACCAUAUCACCAUUGGAGAUCCCAAUUGUUCGAAAUGGAGAGAUACAAAGUAGCUGCUGCGCGAAGUUUUGAGAAGACCAUAACCGGUAAAUUUGAAGCUGUAGUGGAAGAGGUGAAGAAGUACGAUUGGCAAAUCAGGAACUGCUACCAGAAAUUUCUUGACUACAAGGAGGAACCCCUUGCAUGGCUCAUGGCUCUUGACGCGUCGUUCCUGCUCGACUGCUUGCAGUACUACGUCAAACGAGCGGAUCGCGUUUCUUCGCAAGUGUCCCAGGUGAAGCGACUCGCCAGAGUUUUAGAUACAACUCACAGAAGUGCAACCCACAAUGCAAUUAUGAGAGAUCUGAUGAUGUUCGAGAAUCAGUUACCUUUGUUCCUAUUACAGAAGCUGCUGGAAAUGCAGUUGGGUUCGGAAGAUAACGCGGAAGAAAGGCUCUGCAAUCUGGUGACUCUCGUCUGUCAAGAAUUGUCGCCAUUUAUGUUGAGGAAGCGGGAUAGUUCAAGGCUGUGCAUAAAGGAGACGGGUCACAUAUUGGAGGCGCUAUACUACUCUAUUGUCCCUGGAGCAGCAAUAGACGACACCAUUUCUAAGAAGAACGAUGACGGGAAUGUCUCUUUGCCGGAAUCAACCUGCUUAAGGCGUGCUCUGAAAGCUUUAUGGAAGGCUCUCUCGUCGUUAAAAACCAGUCUUGUUCAAGUCUUCUCGGCACUCUCUGAGCGUGUCUUCAGCGGAAGGCCUGUCCAGUUGGCCACGCAGUUGUCCACGAAUCUUGUCUCUGCUUUUGAAACUCUAUCAAUUAAGUGCAAAGAUGUUGAAACAGAUGAGGAGAAAGCAUAUUCCUCAGUGGAAACUCCUCCAACACGCGACGAACUAGAAAUUCCCUCGGUCUCCGAAUUAUACUCAGCAGGGGUAACACUGCGUCCGACCGAGGGAGAUCUUACCAGAAAUCGCUUCGACCAGACCAGUGCAACUCUUUAUCUUCCCAAAGUGAGGUUGGAUUCCAACACCGAAGUAGUUCUCAGAAAUUUGGUGGCUUUCGAAGCUUCCGCGUCUCCUGGUGAUUUGAUCUUCACUCGCUACACUGAUUUCAUGAACGGUAUCAUCGACACAGUCAAUGAUGUUCAGCUACUAAGAAAGAGCGGGAUUAUCUACAAUCACCUGGAAAACGAGGGGAAAGUGGCAAGCCUGUGGAACGGCUUGGGUAAAUGCGUCAAAUUGACGCAAGUUAAAUAUUUGGACCAGGUUAUAGCGGACGUCAACAAGCAUUAUAACAACAGAUGGAACGUUGCUGCGAAGAAGUAUGUAAACAAAUACAUAUUUGGUCCAUGGCAGCUCUUGACAGUUCUGGCCACGGGGAUACUUCUGCUUCUGACUUGCUUCCAGGCUUUUUGUUCUGUGUAUGACUGUAAGCGUUGGUGGAGCCAAAGUAAUCUUUUACAGGACUAA
Cryptomeria japonica (Japanese cedar) is the source of this 1635-nucleotide messenger RNA. RefSeq names its product putative UPF0481 protein At3g02645. NCBI's taxonomy places the organism in Eukaryota, Viridiplantae, Streptophyta, Pinopsida, Cupressales, Cupressaceae. The record is from RefSeq and is a predicted model, not a curated record. The coding region runs from base 1 to 1635 and encodes 544 amino acids. The transcript has a single exon.